Molecule: messenger RNA, 2832 nt
Organism: Poeciliopsis prolifica (blackstripe livebearer)
Lineage: Eukaryota; Metazoa; Chordata; Actinopteri; Cyprinodontiformes; Poeciliidae
Gene: rims3
Product: regulating synaptic membrane exocytosis 3
Exons: 7
Coding region: 261-1235 (324 amino acids)
Biological process (GO): regulation of membrane potential; positive regulation of synaptic transmission; regulation of synaptic plasticity
Cellular component (GO): presynaptic membrane; cytoskeleton of presynaptic active zone
Molecular function (GO): small GTPase binding; transmembrane transporter binding
Source: RefSeq, a predicted model, not a curated record
AGCUCAGCAGUGCGUCCCUCACCUCCUCGGAUUCCGUGUGACCAGCAGCCCUGAGCGGACAGCAGCCGCCCCGUCCCGCAAACCAGCACAGCCACCAUAAAACCCGAACGAUGACAUUCUUACAGCAGCGACAGGGGCUGACAUUUAUUUGACAACUUCCUUUCCCACACCUUGCCUCCGCCGAUCCUUUGCUGUUAAGUGCCCUGUUCCAGCUGUCCUGUCCCCUCCCCACCCUUCGGACUCUCCGGUUCAGCGGGACCAUGAUGCUCAGCAGCUCUGUGGAGGUGCCCAGCCCGGGCGGGAUAAGCGGCCUCGGCGGGCUGAGCGCGGCGGCACGGAACGUGGUGCGCUCCUCGAGCAUCUCGGGGACCAUGUACAGCCUGGAAAAGAGCCCCACCAACGGGGCUCCGGACUCGGCGUCGUUGACUGGCAACAAGAAGCGGCGCUCCAGUCUGGGCGCCAAGAUGGUGGCCAUUGUGGGGUUGUCACAGUGGAGCAGAAGCACACAGCAACUUAACCAGCAAGAUGGUGGAAUGAAGAAGCUCCGCAGUACAAUCCGAAGGAGCACAGAGACUGGCAUAGCAGUGGAGAUGAGGAACCGGGUGACACGGCAGGGCAGCAAAGACUCCACCGAUGGCAGCACCAACUCCAACAGCUCCGAAGGAACGUUUGUCUUUCCUACCACUCGCCUGGGGCCUGAGAGUCAGUUCAGUGACUUUCUUGAUGGUCUUGGCCCUGCCCAGAUUGUAGGACGGCAAACACUAGCCACACCCCCCAUGGGGGAUGUCCAUGUAGGCAUGGUAGACAGAGGAGGGCAGCUGGAGGUGGAAGUGAACCAGGCCAGAGGGUUGACCCCAAAACCAGGCUCCAAGAACAUACCAGCAACCUACGUGAAGGUGUAUGUCCUGGAGAACGGCGUGUGCUUGGCCAAGAAGAAAACCAAAGUAGUAAAGAAGACUCUGGAUCCCACCUACCAGCAGGCUUUGUUGUUUGAUGAAAGUCCUCAGGGCAAAGUCCUGCAGGUAAUAGUGUGGGGGGAUUACGGACGUAUGGACCACAAGUGCUUCAUGGGAAUGGCUCAGAUCCUCCUGGAGGACCUGGACCUGUCUGCCACCGUUGGCGGCUGGUACAAGCUGUUCCCUACCUCCUCUCUGGCAGACCCCAGCAUCGGACCCCUCACCAGACGCCUCUCCCAGUCUUCCCUGGAGAGCGCCACCAGCCCCACAUGCACCUAGACACCCAGCAGACGUCCCGCAGAGCGCAGACACCGGCACGCGUACUGUAUAUACACGACGACUGUACCUGAAGCGCGUCGCAGUUAGGCAUACACCGCUCAGCGGCACGUCCCAGGUUCCAUACGCAUCGACGGCCACACUUUCCUCCAUCGCCCAUCACGACUCACCAGCCAAACCUAACCCGACGUAGACACAAGCGACGUGAACAUGUAGCGAUCGUCAUUUCACCACAGCCACCACGCCAGGCGCCACGCCCCGCAUUCCGAAGUCGUCAAACCUCCGCGGCGCGUCUCAUCCCGGGGGCCAUCCCGAUCCAACCCAGUUUCUAAUCUCUCUAUGCCAAACUCAGAAAAAAAAACUUUAUUUUUUAAAACCAAAGCAAUUGUUAUUGUUGUUCUUAUUAUUCCUAUAAGUAGUAGGUGAAACUAGUAUACAAUAUAAAGUAUGGAUAUGUAGCAGAGUCGAUGACUUAGAUGUAAUGCAAAAAAAAAGGAAAAAAAAAAAAGAAGAUAUAUUCUACAUACACACACAGAGAAGUUAAGAGCGGGAUGUCAAACACACAGACCUGGCUCGGAUGUUCACAUAAUGGCUGUUAUGUGAGGUAGCAACACUGCUAUAUUCUAUGAUUUUCACAGGGCAGAGUUUAUACAUGAAUAUCUAAAUAUAUACGAAAUAGAUAGCUAAAUACUUAUUUGUCUUUCUAUAUGUAUCGGCUGCAUUCUGCAUGUUUGCUUGCGAGACAUUUUGGAGUGCUUCAAAGUCUUUUUAUUUAGCUUGCCUUGACCAACGUAAACAGUGCCGCUGCUUUUGUUUUGCCGAUAUGUCCCGACGAAAAGGAGCACCGAGUUAGAGCAAAGGACGCGACUGUCAUCGCUGUUUGCAGAAGAAGAAAAAUGAAUUAGCCACACACUCGACUUUACAGUCCCUUCCUUCACCUUAGGUGUUUUUGAACCACUUCUGCACUGGGGUUGGGGUUUCGGGUGGAAGUGUUCCCACAUGUUUGGACUGCCACUUCAUUUCCUUUGUUCUGAUGUCCUGAAUUCUUCUUCCUGCUCAAUGAGAUGGGAAGCAUCAGCAGCAGCCCUUUGCUUGCCAUGGCCACUUGUUUGUCCCUCUGAACCUGCUGUAAAUAUGUAUAUAAUUUCAGAGGACUUUUUUUUUCUCUUGUUUCUUUUUUUGGGACAUUACAAUAGCAUUAUAGGUGCAGCCACAAAUAUUAAAAUAACAUUGAUAAGUAAAUAUAUUUCCUCAGUUCAGUUCAGAGUGAAAGUCAUAUAUUGUGUAAACAUUUCUUUAUCACACGUUUUCCUUCCACUAAACCUUUCAUUAAUAUUCAGCUGACUUGACAGUUUUUCUCCAGUGUUAACCAAGAUAGAUUAGUUCUUAACAUUAUAUUUCAGAUAUUAAAUUAGGGACAUUAAUAACACUAAACAUUUUUUUUAAUUUAUCUUUAAAUGGAAUAAAUGAAUUUAUUUAUUUUUGGAUUUUCAUUAGUUGUAAAGUAUUACUGUCACAAUUAAUGUAAUGAAUCGACAGUAUCCAAUAUAUGAUUUUCACUUUUGAAGUGAAUUAAUAAAAAUCAUAAACUUUUUGAUGA